Prunus mume (Japanese apricot) is the source of this 1659-nucleotide messenger RNA. Its product is annotated as ATP phosphoribosyltransferase regulatory subunit. The record is from RefSeq and is a predicted model, not a curated record. NCBI's taxonomy places the organism in Eukaryota, Viridiplantae, Streptophyta, Magnoliopsida, Rosales, Rosaceae. Gene Ontology annotation, biological process: negative regulation of photomorphogenesis; regulation of abscisic acid-activated signaling pathway.
GGUGUGGUGAGCAUUUAGCUGGGUGGCAAUAGAGUUCCUUUUUCAGCGAAGCCAAUCUCAAACUAACCAGUCAUUCCAGCUCAACUACCUCUCCCUCUCUCCUUUUCUCGCCCUCUCUCUGUCUCUCUCGUAGUCUCAUUCACCACACCAUGCCCUUCUCUGCAACUCUCUCACCUCCCACUCUUUCUUACUUCCCUCAAACACAACAAUACCAACAACAAUUGCAUCUUCCUCACACUCUCAAUCCCUAUCUCAAACCGAAAAGUUUCAGUCUUCAAUUUCAAUGCGCCCAAGCCUCCAGACGAACCCCUAAUUACCCUCAGGGCGGCGCUGAUAAUCUGGUUGAUGAUCCGCGCAACUGGAGCCGUUCGAUCAACUCCGAGGUCGACCGGCACUAUAAUUUCGAAGACGAUGAUGAAGACGAUGAGGAUGACGACGAUGAUGAAGAAGAAGAUAGGAGUUUGGAUUUAUUGGUGAGGUUUGUUCAGAAUAUGUUCAAGAAGGUCUCCAGGCGAGCCAGGAGGGCCGUACGAUCAGUUCUCCCCGUCUCAAUUCCCACCAAAUUGGUGGGGUUUUCUGUCAAUGGGGUGCUCAUGCUGGCAUUUUUAUGGGUCUUGAAGGCAUUUCUUGAGGUUGUUUGCACCCUUGGAAGUCUAGUGUUUGUAAGCAUCUUACUCAUCCGUGGGAUAUGGACUGGAGUAACCUACGUACAAGAAAACCGCAACCAGAAACUCCGCAAUUUUGAAGAUGAAAGUCGUCCGUGGACUGGCACACAGCCGGCAACCUGAUACUUCCACUCAGAGAAGAGAGUUGUUCAACUAUAAUCUCACACCAGAAUAGGAGGAGUAUACAAUAAACAAUAAAGGAGGACUACUUGAAAUCAAGGGUGAUGAGAAGAUAGCAUAAAAACCAUGGUUCUGGUCUGGAAAGAAUUAUAAGUAUGAUGUAACUUCCUGCCUGAAAAGGUACACAAGAUAUUCUUGUGAUUUUGAUUUAGCACCAUGUAUAAUAGCAUAGCAGGAUAAAAUUUUGUUUUGGGGAGGUGGGAUGAUGGUUGGGUUCCCCCUGUAUAAUACAUAUAAUGUCGACAGAAAUCCUGUCAAAAAUGAAAUUUUCCAUUGAGAGCUGCAUGUAGGGUCCUGUUUGGUAUAGCAUAUACUCGUCUGAUUUCAUUAUCUUCGAUUCUUUUCAUUGUUAUAAGGAUAGUUCAAUGCCAUCUAUAUUGACUCAUUUUCUCUAUUGGCAUGUGAAUAUAAUCAGUUAAUAAAUAUUUUACAAGAUCAUUUCAAGUUCCGGUGGAUUUCUAAUCUCUUAAACGUUCCUUCACAAGUGGGUGACUAUCAGCAAUUGAUGGAUAGCUAGAGCUGCCAACGCCGGACCCUAGCAUUCUUCUUGAAAGUGAUCAUCUGGCCACCAAACCAAGGAAAUAGUCACUGUUUCAUUAGGAAUGAUAUUGCCAAUGGUAAAUCACAUUCCCAAGGGAAGCUUUUCCAUAGUUGCCAUGCUACCAGUGACAAAGACAUCUAUUGGGGUAGUUGGGUAGGGCCGGGAUUGCUUUGCUUUGGCUACACAUUUGUGGCCCUUCCCGCAUUAUUAUCACCAUCAUACAAAGUAUAUAGUGUUGGCCACAUGAAUUUUUUGAAUUAUAUGCUUUUUUAA